UUUUUUCAUUGCUUUGCUGUAUGUCCCAGUCAAACAGUCAAACAGUCACUCUGAGCACAAUCAGAGGGACCGCAUGAGGUCAACUGUGACAGAGGGGGGAAAGCGUGAACAACAAGUGGUUGUGUGAUAGCAGUCUCUCAAUGGCGAGACGAAGCCGAAGCGUGCGAGAGAGUUGGAGCGUGCGAGAGAGAGUCGGAGGUUGGAGCGAGCAGAUGUGACGCGGCGGUCGCUUCAACGUUCCCCACCCCCCGCCUCCCACGACCUCCCAACACACGAGCCAACCUUGUGACGUAAACACUCGACGACUUGCUUGCUACCGAAUGACUGGGGGAUGGGGGGCGGGGAAAGCGAGCGUAGAGAAGUCUGUUGGUCUGUUGGUCUGUGAGCAACCUCUCACUCUCUACGACCAUUGUCAUCACCAAAGCAGAUUUGACGUACACUCGGAGCACAUUCCAGGGAUCAACUGGCACUAGAACAAGUCUCAUGGCUGACAAAAAAUCCCGCGUGGACCUCAAAAUCAUCCUGCUUGGCACGUCUGGGGCAGGCAAGACCUCACUGACAAACCGUUACAUUCAUGACGAGUUUAGCAACACCGAGUCGACCAUUGGCGCAUCGUUCGCCUUGAAGUCUUGGAAACGAUUCAAACUGGGAAUCUGGGACACGGCUGGACAAGAAAAGUAUGCAGCAUUGGGCAGCUUUUAUUCUCGCAAUGCUGGAGCAGCCAUUCUGGUCUAUGACCCCACGUCAAAAGCGUCGUUCGACGAGCUGCCGCGAUAUGUCAAAAUUCUGGAAAGCGCAGAGCCCAACUGCGUCGUUACACUGGUUGCCUCCAAGUCAGACCUGGUAGAAUCCCACCCGACACUGCGCGCGGUGAGCGAAUCGGACGCGCGAGAGUAUGCCAGAGUGCACGACUAUGGCUACUUUGAGACGAGCUCCAUGACCGGCAAAAACGUGCUGCCAUUGUUCGAGUCGAUCGCACUGACAUGUCUAGGAAGUCAAAUGACGGAGGAGGAGCGUACAAGCGAUGCGCGCUCGGCCACCCCUUCUUCAGCCGCCACGACAAAUACACCAGCGAACGAUCGGAUACGACUGCAUGAUGCUCCGAGUGGCGCACAGGCCAACAAGGCUGGAUGUUGUUCUUGAUCGGUUUUUGUUGCGUGCUUUUCCAACCGAAUUACACAUUCCAAAACAACCC
Capsaspora owczarzaki ATCC 30864 is the source of this 1195-nucleotide messenger RNA. RefSeq lists its product as hypothetical. Lineage: Eukaryota; Filasterea; Ministeriida; Capsasporidae. Gene Ontology annotation, molecular function: GTPase activity; GTP binding. The record is from RefSeq and is a predicted model, not a curated record. The transcript has 5 exons. Bases 484 to 1143 code for a protein of 219 amino acids.